Molecule: messenger RNA, 851 nt
Organism: Labrus bergylta (ballan wrasse)
Lineage: Eukaryota; Metazoa; Chordata; Actinopteri; Labriformes; Labridae
Source: RefSeq, a predicted model, not a curated record
CCGACCUGAAGAUCACCACCGCUCCAAAUAACAUCCAGGUGUCUGAAGGCAGCACAGCUCUGCUGCCCUGCGUGGUGUCAGGAGACAACGUCAACAUCGGCUGGUCCAGAAACGGCGUCCCGGUGCGUCCGGACGGUCGUAAAAUCCUGACGUCGUCUGACGGCAGCCUGAUCCUGAACAACGUGAAGCCUUCAGACGAGGGGACGUACACGUGUAACGCUUACACCGGCAUCUACUCUGUGAGCGCCACGGCCGAAGUCAGAGUCACUAAAGACACACAAGGCGGUGAUGUUCCUCCAGAGUGCGUCGACCAGCCCGAGCUCGCCAACUGUGAGCUGAUCGUUUACGCCCGGCUCUGCUCCAACUCGUACUACUCCAGUUUCUGCUGCGCCAGCUGCACCCGGCACUCACAGAGGAACAAAAGGUUCGGCCGACUCGGAUAAAGCUGACGACGUUGUUGUUGUUGUUGUUUUGAAAGACUCUGGAGGUGAAGCCGUUUGGAGGACUGCAUUCUUAAAAAAAACAAAAACACUUUGAACUCUGAACUACUGCGAUCGCCAAAAAGACUGGAGACCCCGGACAUCUGACCCGUUUGUGCAGAAUCAGGAUUCAUAAAGGAAUGACAAAGGGACCGAUGACUGUAGAUGAAUCUGUGAAGCAGGAGUCUGUUUGUACACUGAAUAUAAAAACAUAGAACCUGACCUGCUGUCAACACCAGCUGACUGUGAUGAAACCUCCGAGACGUCCUGAACAUAACUUAUUAACCUGCUGACCCUGUUCUCUGUUCUCAAGAGAAUCAUCUCUCCCUCUCUCUCUCUCUCUCUGUCUCUCUCUCUCUCUCUCUCUGUCUC